CGGGGACCAGGAGCCGAGUCUGCACGCGUCAGAGGCUCCAGCUGCGCCGCCGGGGCUCCCCAGGGAGCGCCGCGGGGCGGAGCUGAGGGAAGGAGCUAGGCUCCGGCUCGGCCGGCCGGCGGUGUGGGCACAGGGCGCAGCAUGCUCGCGGCUGUCGGGAGCCUCCUGCGCUUCCGCCCGGGGCGCAUCCUCCAUUGCGCCCCGGGGACGCCUGGAGAUGCGGUGCGGUGGCGGUUCGCGGCUCUUCGGUCCCGGGGUCUCCCCCGCUACUCCAGCGACGGGGCCCCCUGCGGCUCAGGGCCCCAAGGUCCCGGGAAGGUUCACAGGGUCCCCGCCGAGCACAAGCCUUCGCAAUUCGACAAGAAAAUCCUGCUGUGGACCGGGCGUUUCAAAGCGAUGGAGGAGAUCCCGCCUCGGGUGCCGCCAGAAAUGAUAGACGCGGCAAGAAACAGAGCUCGGGUGAAAGCUUGUUACAUAAUGAUUGGAUUCACAAUUAUCGCCUGCUUUGCAGUGAUAGCAUCAGCCAAAAGGGCUGUAGAACGACAUGAAUCCUUAACGAGCUGGAACCUGGCAAAGAAAGCUAAGUGGCGUGAGGAAGCUGCGUUGGCUGCACAGGCUAAGGCUAAAUGAUAUUCUAAAGUGUUAAUUGGAAUACCAUCACUAUUAUCAGCAACAAUAAAAGAUAGGCAAAAUAGAAUGUUUAAGAAAAUAUUUGCCAUGGUUUUCUUUUAGUGACCAGAAGUACAGUCUUUUAUGUUUUGACUUUUUAGUAAAUUUUUAUUGACGUAUUGCACACAUUCAGCAAAGUGCACAAAAGUGUGUACAGCUUGAUAGAUUUUUACGUAAUGACCACACCUGUGUCACCACUGCCCACAUCAAGAGGUAGACCUUCAACAGCACCUCGGAAGCCUCCUUUCUGCCCUCUAUCAGUCAUUACCCUUCAGACGUAACCAUUGUUCAGAGUUUUAUAGACUAGUUUUGCUUGUUUUUGAACUUUAUAUAAAUGGAAUUACACAGUA
Molecule: messenger RNA, 1019 nt
Organism: Equus quagga
Lineage: Eukaryota; Metazoa; Chordata; Mammalia; Perissodactyla; Equidae
Gene: FAM162B
Product: family with sequence similarity 162 member B
Exons: 4
Coding region: 142-630 (162 amino acids)
Source: RefSeq, a predicted model, not a curated record